GGCACGAAGGAACUAGAAAAGAAAAGUUGUGAGGGAUCAGUGUUCUCUGUUGCUGGCUGUUCCACACUGUAUGCCUCGACGGAUAGAACGGGUGGUGGUGGUAGUAAGCCUAUCGUCAGACCAGCAGUAGCAUGGUUGGUCUUUCCAUGGGUUCCUCUUUCAAACCUGAUGGACUUGAUGUUCAGUGCUCCUAGGUCUCCUGGGGAGCUCAAGACUCCAGUCUUGGCAGGGCUUUCCAGGAAAUCGCUCCCCGCUCCACCGAAUGGAUGGAUCGCCUCUUGAUACCAAAGUCUGUGCUCCUUCCUUUCCCCCACUUGGGACAUGGCACCAAGGGGCUGGGCUCCUCUACUCCUCUCGAAUGGCAUCGAUUUCACUAUUAAAUCAUGCCCGGAUUAUUGUUCUUCACUUAUCUUCUUGAGCCAAAAGAAGAAGAAGUCAGGCGAAAGAUAUAUUAUCCCUGAUUACAGGGAGCUGCUGAGACGCCCAAGGGAGGUCCGUGCAGUGGCUGCGGGUGACUACCGAGAGUCGGAGCGUCAACCCCAGGAGAAUUGUGGACCUGUUACUUAUCGACCAGCUAGUCCAACGAGAGUCUGCUUGUCAGAAGGAUAUUGGGAGCCUAGGAUGUCAGCUCAACAGUACGAAGAGGAGGAGGACUAUGGGCCACGCUCCGGACCCUCUUGCGUGAAUGGGGAGAAGGAACCUCGGCGUCUGGAGGGACAAGCACCGAGUUAUCACCCCGCCCCGAGGUACAGCCAUGACCAGGAACUGCGAGAUGUGGCCCUGAGAUGCGCGACUCGUGAGUUUAGCAUAUGGGAUUUGGAUUUUCGCCUCUUCCCUGCUUAUAAACCUCCCAUGGACAUUUUGUAUUAUUUUACCAUGUUUGAACUGAGUUGUCGAAAAUUUGGAGUCCCCCAAGACUGUAUAUGACCAUUCUGAGAGCCCUAGUCAGUGGAGAACUGGCUGAUUUAAUGGGACAGUUACCCUUAUCAUAUGCUAAGGACUAUGAACGUUAUAAGCGCCUUGCUUUGCAAAUAUAUGGUUUGAGGGCUGAGGACUAUAGGCGGGCUUUCCGAAAGGUUGAUAAAGCUGCCUCAGCUGAAAGCCUGACCCUCGUUGCUGCUAAAAUGGCAAAGAAUUUUGAAUUGUGGCUGUCUGCAGCGGAUGUAACUACCUUUGAAGGGUUGAAACAAUUGAUGCUCAAAGAGCAGUUUAACCGCCUUUUGCCUGCGGAAUUGGCAAGCUUGGUGGCGGACCAAAGCCCUGCUACUCUUGAGGAAGCUGUACAGUUUGCUGAGACUUUUAGGCUCAACAGGCCUCAUCUGGGAAACAAAAGCCAGCCGGUUGGGAAUUGACUAAUGGCUCUGGGAUCGAAAGGGAGGUCUGCGUUUCAGCCCAAGGAACCGGGGAAAAGUAUCCCUGCUGUUUCGGAAGAUCUUGGGUCUUCCACUGUGUUGGGGGAUUUGCGAUUGUUUGAAGCCGAGCAGAGAUCUGAUCCCUCCUUGCAAGCUUCCUGGGACGCUGUGGAGAGCCUUCCCCAAGGAAAGAGGCGCGCCCGCUUCUUGUAUGAAAAGGGGCUCUUGUACAGACAGUUCUGGCCAAAGAAGAUCAAAGACAAAGAUGUUGUUUUGCAGCUGGUGGUUCCUGGGUCAAGGCGUCCUAAGGUACUGGACUUAGCCCAUCAUGAUGGUCUGGCAGGCCACUUGGGGGUACAGAAGACCCUGGAACGCAUCAGCCGGUACUUUUACUGGCCUGAUGUGCACCAAAGUGUAAAGAACUUUGUACGCUCUUGUGUUGUGUGUCAAAAAAUAGGGAAUGAUAAAGACAGCAUGCCUAAUACCUUACAGAGUGUACCUCUUGACGCAAAUGUUUUGGAAAAAUGGGGAAUAGACUUGGUGGGCCCCCUGCAGAAAACCCGUGCUGGGAAGCAGUAUGUUUGUGUAAUAAUUGAUUAUGCCUCUAGAUAUGUUUGGGCUACAAGCUUGCCCAAUACUUCUGCCCAAAAUCUUGCGAAAGCUUUGGUUUUGGCCUUUGGUUCUUUGGGGAUACCUAAGGUUCUAGUGAGUGAUCUGGGAACCAAUGUAAUGGCUGAGCUAACUCAGAAGGUUUUGCAGCUGGCAAAGGUCCACCAUCACAUUAGUGUGGUGGAUCAGCACCAGGGAAAUGGGCUUAUAAAAAGAGUUCAGAAAACUCUCGAGCAGAUGUUGCGGAAGUGUGCCCUAGCCCAUGGGUCUAGCUGGGAUCAAGAUCUGCCUUUAGUUGUGUCUGCUUACAAUGAUGCUUAUCAAAGGAGUCUAGGGUUUGCGCCCAACCAGUUGAUUUUUGGCCGACUCUUGAAUACUCCUCUGUCCAUGCUCCGGAGGGAGUGGGAGGGGUCGGAGGAGGAGAUUAAGGUACCUUCUGUGUCUGAGUAUUUUGCUAACCUGAGGCAGACGUUGUCUGACAUCUGGCAACUUGCCAAGGAGAAUUUGGAGGGUGCUCGGUUGGAACAGAAACGUUUUUAUGAUUUGAAGGUGGUGACAAAAAGUUUUGAAGUGGGAGAUCAGGUUUUAGUGUUGAAACCCACCCGACCCCACAAAAUGGCAGUCAAAUGGCAUGGGCCUGGCAUAGUGAAGGCCAAGUUGAGCUCUGUGCGCUAUCUGGUGGAAUGCCAGGAGCUGCAUGAUGCAUCGAGAGAAUAUCAUGUCAAUUCUUUGAAAAGGUACCUUGAAUCUGAGCUUUCUGUGUUGGCCAUCUCUGGAGGUCGAGAGGAGGUGCCUACAGCCCCUAUAGACCUCUUGGAGGAAUAAAAACAGGCUGGAAGUACAGUCAUACCUUGGGUUACAGCCGCUUCAGGUUGCGUUUUUUCGGGUUGCGGACUGCCGAAACCUGGAA
Messenger RNA from Podarcis muralis (Common wall lizard), 2871 nucleotides. RefSeq lists its product as uncharacterized. Gene Ontology annotation, molecular function: nucleic acid binding. NCBI's taxonomy places the organism in Eukaryota, Metazoa, Chordata, Lepidosauria, Squamata, Lacertidae. Gene Ontology annotation, biological process: DNA integration. The record is from RefSeq and is a predicted model, not a curated record.